Molecule: messenger RNA, 2598 nt
Organism: Suillus subaureus
Lineage: Eukaryota; Fungi; Basidiomycota; Agaricomycetes; Boletales; Suillaceae
Product: Alpha/Beta hydrolase protein
Exons: 11
Coding region: 1-2598 (865 amino acids)
Biological process (GO): triglyceride catabolic process
Cellular component (GO): cytosol
Molecular function (GO): sterol ester esterase activity; triacylglycerol lipase activity
Source: RefSeq, a predicted model, not a curated record
AUGAUUGACUAUCUUCUAGGCAGACCAAGUCCAUCUUGGAAACGCACUCAGGUCUUUCUCGUCAUCAUCUUCUGGAUUUGGCGGUUGGUUUACGGUAGCCCCAAUGCUCCACGGUUUCUGUGGCUCAGAAGAGCCAAUAGGCAUUUGCAACGUUUCUCGCCCUGGCAGAUCAUCGUUAGUACACUUACUGCGGUGUAUGCAGCUCGAAAUUUGGACAAGAUUACCGGUUUUGGAGCGCCGGAACCUCUGGCUCGUUUAUACUCGCCCUCAUACUAUCGUGCUACAUGGAUUGCGAUUGGCCUUGAUGCUGGAUUUGCUACUGCUAUCUCCAUACGCCCUAAAUGGCUUAAAGACUUUUGCUCUAUCUUAUUCUCCAUCUAUUAUAUCAUCUACGCCAACGAAGCUGAUGAAAAGAUCCGUAGGUACAGAGCUGUUCCGACCGUCGAGAUGCUCAGAACUACUUGGGAGAAGACUACUAACCCAUAUCUCCGUUUAAUUGCGCGGACGCCGCAAAUGUCUCUAUGCAAGAAAUUUCUACUGCCGAGGCCUCCCACGUCGACAUACGACCGUCCUUUAAAGGUGCAUGUGUACUUUGCACCACCUGCUCCUCAGCUUCAGCAAGCCACGGAUCUCAUACUUGAUUUCCCUGGUGGUGGGUUUGUCGCAAUGACGCCGGAACAUCACGAUGAGCGACUGCGCUCCUGGGCGCUACGCACAGGCAAGCCAGUACUCUCCGUUGACUACGGCAAGGCACCAGAAUAUCCAUACCCCUUCGCGAUUGAUGAAUGCUUUGAUGUCUAUCGGGCUAUUGCUAUGUCUACUGGACGAUGUAUUGGCAUGUCUGGUAAGAAACUUAACAUUAUAUUGACAGGAGACUCUGCCGGUGCAACACUUGUAGUGGGCGUGGUGAUCAAGAUUUUACAUCACAAUGCCGCGCUCCCUGCUACCACAGCUCCUCUUCCCGCACCUGUCGCGCUUGUGCUGAGCUAUGCAGCUCUAGACUUCAAUUUUACCUCGUGGAUGUCCCCUGAGAACCUCCAGGUCCUGCGCUCGGAGCAAUCCUCGGGUAAUCUUCCGGGCAUACAUGAGUUAGCAUCGCAGAAAGACCACUUGCAACAUGUCAGCCCGCUGAGCAUGGUGGGGGACCGCAAACACGGGUCCGGACGACGAAAAUUACAUAGACGCAGGAGCUGGAAAGAUGCGCUAUUGGAUUUUACAGGGGUAGACGCUGACGCCGUUAGGUCGAAGCAGGUACCAAGUCGGCACCACUCCACCUUGGGGAUGAAGAAAAAGAGCUCCGUGGUAUCGUUUGGAACGCGCGCUAGGAAAGAGAGCGCGCGAACGAAUCCAAUGCGACACGACGAUAGUGGUUUUUGGGCGGGUUCUGAAAGCGACGAGGACGAACCUGUGAGAGAGGAGGACCGGCCACUUGAGAUCGUCAGCGAUGGUGCACACUUGCAUCAGACGCUCGAGAAGCAGCAGGAACAACUCUCUGCAGCUGUGGCGGAGGCUGACAAUAAAGCGACGUCUACCAAAGGCGAAGACAAGAAACGCGAACUGAUUGGCACCCGAUUGACAAUGACUAGCCGCACGGGGUAUUUCCAGGACAGAAUCAUACCUCCCAGCAUGAUGCGCGCCAUGGCUAUCCUUUAUAUUGGUCCCCACCACAACCCGGAUUUUGCCACUGAUUAUUUUAUCUCGCCUAUCCUCACACCUGCGAAACUUCUAGCGCAGUUCCCCCCGCUUCUGAUGCAAUGUGGUGAAAAGGAUCCAUUUGUGGACGACACCGUGAUUUUUGCGGGGCGUGUCCGUGAGGCCAAGCGUGCGCGUAAAAUUGAGCUGGAGCUUGCACUUUCUGGGAAGAGUGCCCGAUUUGGGGAAACGCUCCAAAUGAGCUCCGCGCACAUCGAAAGUGACGAGGGGCUGGAGAAGUUGAAGAAAGAGAGGGACCAACUUGCGAAAGAAGCGGAGGACGAUUGGGUGCAGAUGGUGUUGUUUUCUGAUUGGAGCCACGGGUACCUUCAGAUGAUGUCCCUGAUGAGUGAAGCACGGGCUGUGGUAGAGGAUCUGGCCGACUGGAUGGAAGAUGCGUUUGUGAGGUACAGCGGUCAAGAAAACGGCAGUCCUUGUGGCAGGGUUGAGGUCAACCCUGUUGAUCAUGCUGGAACAAAGAAGAUCCGGUCACGGAGAAAUUCGCCGCAAUCAUCGACUGUUGGUCCGAAACGGGUGAAUGGGGAGGCACACACCGAUGGGAGCCCUAGCCCAUUUACAUCUGAAACGGAGACGGACGACUCGGGUAUCACGUUUGUGGCUCGGAAGCGGCUUACUAUGACGCAGGGAAGCUCUGUGGGCUCUACACCUCCGAUGAGUUCGCGAAGGGGAUCUGGAGAGCUUAGUGAGACGUUGUUGCAAGCGCAGAAGAUGGGGCAGUUACGUCGUGGGGAUGAGAAGCAAAUUGACACGGCGACUAGUACGACGCCUCAGAGCGGUACGCCUCGUGGAGGGAACGGAAAGAUAGGACAACGGAUCACGGAGAGUGAAUUAUUGAGACGGAGGAGGUUGUUGGAUGCACAUAUAUUUGAAGGACAAGGUAGUUGA